Molecule: messenger RNA, 737 nt
Organism: Kockovaella imperatae
Lineage: Eukaryota; Fungi; Basidiomycota; Tremellomycetes; Tremellales; Cuniculitremaceae
Exons: 3
Coding region: 32-550 (172 amino acids)
Cellular component (GO): intracellular anatomical structure
Source: RefSeq, a predicted model, not a curated record
UAUUAUUCAAUAAGACCCACUAUCUUUGACCAUGCCUCGCGAGCGACCUUACGCUUACCCCGUGACCAACUCGGAACUCAUCAGGAUCCACAACCUCGCAGUCCAUCCCGAGGGCGGUUACUUUUGCCAGACCACCGCAGUCGCCUCGUACGUCCCGGAUUCCCCCCAAUGGCCGGAUGACCUGCCCAAAUCCGAUCUCGUCCACGGCAAGGGAAGGGAGCAGAUUGGAUGGGGACCAGCCGCACAGGUCACAGGAGGCUCGACUGAUGACCCCAAUCCCAAGGGCAAAGACCACGAGCUAGACGCGACAGCUAUCUAUUACCUCUUGACCGGAGACAAUCCCAAAGGAACCCUGCACAUGAACGCUCAUCCACACUUUCAUUGUCUCCACGCGGGUAGAUCCCGCUACACCCUUAUUCAUCCCUCCGCCGACGCUCCAGUGAUACAAACCAUCACCAUGGGCCCCAUGGGCCCCAUCGUGGAUGAAGGAGAAGUCACUCAGGUUUUUGGUCCCCGGGGGUGUCUGGAAGUGCAGCGCGAUCCCAGAUGAAGAUCUGGAGCUCAUCAAGCAAGGCAAAAGGGAAUCAGAACACGUCGGAGCGCUCAUCAGCGAAGUCGUGGUGCCUGGAUGGUAUCCUGGCCAGUUUCAAUUCCUGACAGAGGACAAGCUCAAAGCCCUGUUUCAUGGCAAAGAUGGUUGGCAGCAGUACACUCAAGCUAUCCAUACAGACGCUUAA